This is a messenger RNA of Colossoma macropomum (tambaqui), 1170 nucleotides long. Its product is annotated as sialoadhesin-like. The transcript has 6 exons. Lineage: Eukaryota; Metazoa; Chordata; Actinopteri; Characiformes; Serrasalmidae. The coding region runs from base 1 to 1170 and encodes 389 amino acids. The record is from RefSeq and is a predicted model, not a curated record.
AUGGAAGAUUCAGGAGUUGUUGCUCAGAAUGGGUGGGCUGUGAAUUACAACUCUAAAUCUUUCUGUGCUCUAAAGGGUUCUGCAGUGACCAUAGAGUGCACUUACACACCUCCAAAUAAUCACUCAGUCCAAAAAGCUUUCUGGACCAAAGAGCUGGUUACAUCUGUGUUAGAACCUCCUGAUCUGUCAGAUGAUCCAGAGUACAGAGGCAGAGUUCAGUACCUCGGAGAUGAACAACAGGACUGCGCUCUCAAGCUGAGGAAUGUGAGCGAAAAUGAUCAAAGUAAAUACUACUUCACAUUUAUAACAGACCAACCUGGAGGAAAGUAUCAAGGUGAAGGUGGAGUUGAUCUUUCGGUCACAGAUCUCCAGGUGGAGGUUCCUGAGAGAGUGAUAGAGGGAGAUAACGUUACUCUCACAUGUAAAACCACCUGCAGUCUGACAGUCAGACCAACAUUCACCUGGUACAGAAAUGGACAUCCUUUAUCCUCCAGUACUGACCAACUCCACCUGCAGCUGGUCAGCAGGGAGGAUGCAGGCAGGUAUCGCUGUGCUGUACUGGGUCUGAACUCUCCUGAGGUCACUCUGAAUGUCAGAUAUGGCCCAAAGAGCGUCUCAGUGUCCAUCAGUCCCUCUGGUGAAAUAGUGGAGGGCAGUUCAGUGAAUCUGACCUGCAGCAGUGAUGCAAACCCACCUGUGCAGAACUACACCUGGUUUAAAGAAGGUGGAAGCUCACCUGUAGGAUCUGGACACAGUUACAGCGUUCAACCGAGAGGGUCCUACUACUGUGUGGCUCAGAAUGAAUAUGGAUCUCAGAAAUCAGCUGCACUGAAAAGAAAUCACCACAAUGAUGUGGCAGUGAGAUCAACAGCCAGUGAUACAGCACCUGAUCCAGAUCCGUCCAAUCAGGAUGAUGUUCCCUAUGCCAGUGUUGUACCUCUGAGAGUCAGAAACCCCAGGAAUGCUGAGAGCUCUGCAGUGACAGCUUCUGCCUUUGGUACUGAUGAGGAGGUUCAGUACGCCAGCGUCCAGCACCGCCGUGAUAAAGUGGUAGAGAACACGGAAGGAGACAACAUUCAGUAUGCUAGUGUAAGAUUUACUCGUAGCGGUGUUACCAACAGGUCUGCAGUUUCCACACUUGAUGAAGUGAUUUACAGCAGCAUGAAAUAA